This is a messenger RNA of Nezara viridula (southern green stink bug), 195 nucleotides long. Lineage: Eukaryota; Metazoa; Arthropoda; Insecta; Hemiptera; Pentatomidae. The record is from the annotation of a GenBank genome assembly.
CAGAUGACAUUUAAGUAUAAUGGAACGAAAAACAUAAAAGUAUUGAAAAGUUGAUGAUAUCGUUGUGUUCUCGUUUAGUAGAGAAUGAAGAUAAUUUAAAAGCCCGAAUUUUUUUCAAUUGCAAAUCAAGCAAAAUAAGCAAAAGUGAGGAAGAAAAAAAAGAAAGAUGAUCCGCAUAUACGCAAGUUUUAUCGU